Molecule: messenger RNA, 5553 nt
Organism: Gossypium arboreum
Lineage: Eukaryota; Viridiplantae; Streptophyta; Magnoliopsida; Malvales; Malvaceae
Source: RefSeq, a predicted model, not a curated record
AUUUUCUGCUUCGCUUUUUUUUUCUCUCUGGCAGAGAUUCUAUCGUAUUCUUCCUCUCAAUUAAAUUUCCAUUAAAACAAACCCUCAAAUGCGCUCCUUCCCUAUCUCUAUCACACCUCCGCAUGUUCUUGUAACCAAAUGCUGCCCUUCUGUUUCAUUUCUCUAGCACUUUACCACAAUCGCCUAAAGAAUUUUUUUUUUUUAUCCUAUAUACCCCUUAUCUCAGUUUUUCCCCAACUAUUUCGAAACUCCCCUCCCAAACUAUUUCUUUUUCCAUUUGCAUUUCUUCUAUUUCUUCCUUGUUGCUCACCUUUCUUUCUUUUUUAUUUGCCCGCACUUCCCAAUUUCCAGGAUUGGUGCAGUUUCUAUUUAGGUUUUUUGAUCAUCCCACCGCCACCAUUGUUUUUCUUUUGUUACUCUCUAGGGUUUCCUUCCCCCCUUUUUCCUUUUCCUGUUUCAAAUUUUUUUUCCUAAUUUCCAGGGCCUUUUAUCCAGGUUUUGUAGAUGUUCCUAAUCGAGUAGAAAGAAAGAAAGCAAAAUACUUACAUCUUGUUGUCGUUUUACCUUGAAAUUUCAUUGGAAUAUCCCCUUCUUUUUGGCAGUAUUUGCUGAAGUUUUCAUUUUCUUACUUCAGAAAUGUUAAUACAAUCUAGUACAGUCCCUUGAUUAAUUAAAAGAACAAAGAAACUUAAAGUAACUUCGAAGUUUCUACCUUUUCAUUUUAAAAUCAGAGAUUCUCCAGGACUAUUAAAACACAAUCCAGUUCUUUCCCCAGAUGGAAUUGUUUUCUUUUUUUAAAGAAUAAAAAAAAAAAUUGUUUUUGGAUUGGUUGCAUUGUGGCGUGGCGUGGCGUUUGGGAGGGUUUAGAAAGUUGCUAGGGAAGAAAAGUGGUUUAGGAUUGCAUGGGAGAGCAUGAAGGGUGGGCAGCGCUGCAACCACCAAACGGUCUAUUGCCAAACGGUUUGUUACCGAACGAAGCAGCCUCCGUGAUUCAGAUGCUUGACCCGGAACGAUGGAUGAAGGCUGAGGAAAGAACCGCCGACCUCAUUGCCUGCAUUCAGCCCGAUGCACCCUCUGCAGGUCGCCGUAAUGACGUUGCUGAUUACGUACAGCGCCUCAUCACCAAAUGCUUCCCUUGUCAGGUGUUUACUUUUGGGUCUGUGCCCCUUAAGACCUACUUGCCUGAUGGGGAUAUUGACUUAAUGGCGUUCAGUAAGAAUCAAAAUUUGAAGGAUAUGUGGGCUCAUCAGGUUCGUGAUAUGCUGGAAAAUGAAGAAAAGAAUGAGAAUGCUGAAUUCCGAGUAAAAGAAGUUCAGUACAUUCAGGCCGAGGUGAAGAUAAUUAAGUGUCUUGUAGAAAAUAUUGUGGUAGACAUUUCAUUUAAUCAGCUUGGUGGAUUAUGUAGCCUUUGUUUCCUUGAAGAGGUUGAUAUUUUGAUAAAUCAGAACCAUUUGUUCAAGCGUAGCAUCAUACUGAUAAAAGCUUGGUGUUAUUAUGAGAGUCGUAUUUUGGGUGCUCAUCAUGGACUCGUCUCUACUUAUGCCUUGGAAACCUUGGUUCUUUACAUAUUCCAUGUUUUCAACAAGUCCUUUUCUGGACCUCUUGAGGUCCUGUAUCGUUUUCUUGAGUUCUUUAGCAAGUUUGAUUGGGAAAAUUUCUGUGUUAGCCUCUGGGGUCCGGUUCCAAUCAGCUCACUUCCAGAAAUAACAGCAGAACUUCCUCGAAAGGAUGGUGGAGAGUUGUUACUUAGCAAAUAUUUUCUUCAUACUUGUAGUUCAAGAUAUGCUGUUUGUCAAGAAAAUCAGGGCCAACCAUUUGUUUCUAAACAUUUCAAUGUGAUCGAUCCUUUGCGUAUAAAUAACAACCUUGGACGUAGUGUUAGUAAAGGCAAUUUCUUUAGGAUACGCAGUGCAUUUGCCUUUGGGGUUAAAAAGUUGGCAAGAUUACUUGAUUGUCCCAAAGAGGACCUCUUUCAUGAAGUAAAUCAAUUCUUUAUGAAUACAUGGGAAAGGCAUGGCAGCGGCCAACGCCCUGACGCGCCAAGGAAUGAUCUCUGGUGCUUGAGAUUAUCGAAGGCUGACCAAACUCAAGAAUCUAAGAAUGUCCGGAACAAUUCAAUCAGCAAAGUAAAUGAUAUUUCCUCAAGGCUUCAAACUCAAGGAUCAUGUAGUGUUUCCUCACAGCAUGUUAUUCAUCCAUCUGAAAGCACUACUAAGGUAAAUGAAAUAUCUACUGUGUCUUGUGCUCAGAGCCAAAAGGGUUAUGGUAGCAUUUGCAACUCAAAGACCUCUGAUCAGGUUAGAUGGGUUUCUAAUUCCAAUCAGAAUGUCCAUAGUAGUACAGGUCAGAAUAUUUCUAAAGCAGAGACAUUGGUGACUGAUGCUCAAGAAAGAUAUCUUUUUGCAAGGACAAGAUCUAGUCCUGAGCUUACUGAAACAUGUCGGGAAUUUACUUCUCAAGGAAGACAGAACGGAGUGCCAGAGAGUGGGAAAACCCAGAUUGCUUCCGUGAGGACAGAUAAGGAUCGGAGGAAGAAUAUGGAUUCUGAUACGGUGGCAAGCUAUAACAUUAAAUCAGCAGGGGAUACUUCUUCGUCUGUUAGGUGCACUUCAACCCGUCAAAGCAUUGAUACUGCUGCUGAGCCAAACAGUUUUCUAAAUGGUUGCCAAAAUGAUUCAGGCUUGGGAAGCACUGGUCAGGACUUCUCUUCAAUUCUGGGGGCACAAGGAAUGCAUCAAGAAAAGCAAGAUCUAGUGAACAUGAUGCCAUCUUCUGCAGUUCAUGGCUUUAAUGGUCAGGUUCCUUUUCCAUUAAAUUUAGCUGCAGGUGACUUACCUUUUCCUAUCCAUUCUCUAUCAAUGGGAUAUGAUCAGAGAAUUUUGGGCAGACUUGUUCCUACAAAUAUAGAAAUGUUUCCCCAAGGAUUGAUCUCUUGUCCUUUUGCCAAUUAUUUUUCUGGCAUUGAAUUACCCUCAAAUUCUGAGGAUCCACCUCGUGAAGUAGAACAUGAGUUACGGCAUGAACAAGACAGGGGCCCCAGUGGUGGUUUUGAUCUUGAUAAUGGAAGUUUUGAAAUACUUCAGUCAGAUGAUAAGCAACUUUCUACUUCACCUAGGGUAGGCAGCUCAGAUAAUUCUACUAAAGUACAACACAAGUUUUCUGAAGAUAUUCAAGGAUCAAGUAGGGAAGAUCAUAUAGAUGUUUGCCAAUAUCAAGAUAAUAGAGGGGGAAAUGUUUACUUUGAAGAAAGAAUUGUAAGUUCUAGACACUUAGCUGUUUCACAUGCUAGUUCAUACAGAAGUAAAACCUCAUCAGAAAGUUAUUGGGAAGGGUCAUCAGCUAAGAUCCCUAAGCCAUCUAAGGAGAAACGGGGUAGGAAAACAGCUGCUUCUGUGCUUCCUUCUGCUGCAGGUAGGAAAGGUAAGAUUGUAUCUGAGCAUUCCUCUCAGGCAGAUGAUGGCAGAGACUGGAAUUCACCAUCAAUACCUGGAACUGAAAUGGCUGAAAGAACUACUGGACCUCAGCUGGUUGGUUCUUUACCCGUUACAAAGCAUCAAAUGUCUGGAUCUGAGGCAGCUCAGACAAAUGGUUCAGAUCCACUAAUACCUGUUGCUCCAUUCCCCUUAGGUCUAGGUUCAGGGAAAAGAACUACAGAUAAUUCUGGACUGUCUACCUUAGCCUUCACAAUAACAGGGCCACCGCUUCCAUUUUUGUUUUGCCCUUUUCACAACAUUCCAGCAGACACAGGAACUCCAGAUGCAUCUAAAAGCCAUGUUAGUUGGGAUGAAGGUUCAGACAACACUGAUUCUGGUCUAAAUUUCGAAUCAUCUGAGAGACUUGAUCAGUCUGAGGUGUUAAGUACUUCUAGUUCUAUGAGAAAGGUCAUGUCCCUCGAGCCAGCGGAGCAUAAAUCUAUGUUAAGUACUUCUAGUUCUAUGAGAAAGGUCAUGUCUCUUGAGCCAGCGGAGCAUAAAUCUGACAUUCUUAAUGGUGACAUUGCUAGCCAUUGGCAAAACUUGCAGUAUGGAUGGUUUUGCCAAAGUUCACGAUUUUCUCCACCCAUGAUUUAUCCUUCACCUGUUGUGGUGCCACCCCUUUAUUUACAAGGUCAUUUCCCGUUAGAUGGUCCUGGGAGACCUCUUCCAUCUAAUCUGAGUCUUUCUCAACUUAUGAAUUAUGGACCUCGUAUUUUCCCUGUUGCUUCUUUCCAAUCUGUCUCAAGUAGACCUGCGAAUCUAUACCAAUGGUAUUUUGAUGAGAUGCCAAGAUAUCGUAGUGGUACUAGGACAUACCUGCCAAAUCCCAAAGCUUCAGUGAGAGAACGUCAUUCUGCAAAUUCAAGGAGGGGAAAACAUAAUUAUGACAGAAAUGGACAGCAGGGUGAUAGAGAAGGGAACUGGAAUGGCAAUUCAAAGUACCGAGCUGCUGGGCGUAGCGAAAGUCGCAAUCAGAAUGAAAAAUCGAAGUUCUCAUUUGACCAAUUGGCAGCUGUUGGUGGUGAAAGCAGAACUGAGAGGCCUUGUUGCUCACGUAGACAUGAUUCAUUUACAUCAUACCAGUCUCACAAUGGAUCGUCCACUCAAAACUCUUCACCAAGUAGUUCUGCUAGCCUGCCAUAUGGCAUGUGCCCGCUGCCAGCUAUGAACCUCAAUGGGGUGUCGUCUAAUGGACCUCCUAUUCCAUCUGUUGUGAUGCUGUAUCCUUAUGAUCAUAAUUCUGCUUGUGGUUCCCCUGCUGAACCGCUAGACAAUGGCUCUCUUGGAACGAUGGGUUUCUCAGGCAUGAAUGAAGUGUCACAGCUAAGCAAUGGAAGGAGCUCUGGUGGAGUAUUUGACAAGCAAAUAUUUCAUGGUACCUCUGCUCAACAAUUUUAACCAGACCAGCCUUCUUCUCCCCACCUCCAAAGGGGAUUCGAUUCUAUUGCCAGAUCAGCGGCCCAGAAGCUGGGGAUUCCCCCCACUCUCUUGCUUCAACAUUUGCGGGAAGAAUUUGAUGGUGGAGGAACCCUUUAAAGAGGAAACCCGUCCUUAACACGCUUUAUUUUGUUCUCUAUAUCACUCAUGAAAGCAACAAGUGUUUUUUCUGAUUCAUUGAUUCCCAAUGGUUUUCUCGGAAAAUGGGUCACCCAUGUUUCUUGUCUCGUGCCUUCUAUACAUAUACCAUGAACGAUGGAAAAUCUCUUGCUGAAGGUGCUCUAUUUUUUUUUUUUUAAGACAACAGAGUAACAAUGAGAAAGACUUAUAUGCAGGACUCAUAGGAUAGUUAAAAUUUAGGUUUCGACACAUUGUAACUCAAAUAGCUGCUCCUUAGAAUUCAGUCAUUUUUAUAAAUUGCAAUUACUAGGAUUUCCCUUCCCACAAAUGUAAUAGGAUUCGAUCAUUUUUUGAUUCCAUAAUUUCAUUACUAGCUUUCAUUGUACCAGUAUGUUUUCACGGUAAGAAAAAAAAAAUAGAGAAAUAACCAAUAUUUCAGAAAAAAUAAAUAAUAAAGAGCCUUUAUGGUACGUUGCGUUCAAUGUUCAAAAUCUCUCUUCUGAGGUACUUCAGUUAACUU